UCUUUUCUUGAGUAGGAAGUUCUUUUUUUUGGUUACAUUUUCUUGAGUAGGAAGUUGAGCCUGCCUUCAAGACUAAAAACACCCCCAUUUUCAAAAACUUGACCCUCUCUUGUCAUCAUCGGCAUCAUCCAUCGAGCAGUAAAUUACCGAAACAGGCAUUAAGAAAACAUGAGUAGAGGAAGCGGAGGUGGAUACGAUCGUCAUAUCACCAUUUUCUCACCGGAGGGGCGCCUCUUUCAAGUCGAGUAUGCUUUCAAGGCUGUUAAGUCUGCAGGGAUAACCUCGAUUGGUGUUAGGGGGAAAGAUUCGGUUUGUGUGGUUACUCAGAAAAAGGUUCCGGACAAGCUCUUAGACCAUACAAGUGUUACACAUCUCUUUCCUAUUACCAAGUACCUUGGUUUACUGGCCACUGGCAUCACAGCUGAUGCCAGGACACUAGUUCAACAAGCAAGAAAUGAAGCUGCUGAGUAUCGCUUUAGAUAUGGAUAUGAGAUGCCUGUGGAUGUGCUGUCUAAAUGGGUUGCAGACAAAUCACAAGUAUAUACACAACAUGCUUAUAUGAGACCACUUGGAGUAGUUGCCAUGGUUUUGGGUAUUGAUGAUGAACUUGGGCCCCAGCUUUACAAAUGUGACCCUGCUGGUCAUUACUUUGGUCACAAGGCCACAAGUGCUGGAUUAAAGGACCAAGAGGCAAUCAAUUUCUUGGAAAAGAAGAUGAAGAAUGACCCUUCAUUUACCUAUGCCGAGACAGUUCAGACUGCCAUUUCUGCCUUGCAAUCAGUUCUUCAAGAGGAUUUUAAGGCAACUGAGAUUGAGGUUGGAGUUGUGCAGAAGGAUAAUCCAGAAUUUAGAGUUUUGUCCACCGACGAAAUUGACGAGCACUUGACAGCAAUAAGCGAGCGUGAUUGAGUUCUUAACAAGGAUAUGACUAUCCAAACCAUCUUAUGUUAGAUUAAUUCAUUUACUUGUUGCUCCCUAUCAUUGAAUCAAUAUUUAUAUGAUAUCUGAGUAUAUCUAGUUGCCAAAACAUGAUGUUGAAUAGUAUUGUAUUUGCUAUUAUUAUACUAAGUCACUGUUCGUACCUCAACCAUUUUACACAUUAGCGUAACUAUUCUGCAGUCUAUUUGUAUUCUGCACAUUAGUAUGCUGAAACCAUACCUUAACAUCA
Messenger RNA from Medicago truncatula (barrel medic), 1168 nucleotides. Its product is annotated as proteasome subunit alpha type-6. Gene Ontology annotation, biological process: ubiquitin-dependent protein catabolic process. Bases 169 to 909 code for a protein of 246 amino acids. The record is from RefSeq and is a predicted model, not a curated record. Gene Ontology annotation, cellular component: proteasome core complex; proteasome core complex, alpha-subunit complex. NCBI's taxonomy places the organism in Eukaryota, Viridiplantae, Streptophyta, Magnoliopsida, Fabales, Fabaceae. The transcript is spliced from 9 exons.